CCUGCGCCCGCAUGCGCAGUGGGCCAGCGCGCACCGAAAAGCCGUUAUCCCUGAGGCCCCUCCGCGCCGUGUCUCCGUCGCUCCGCGCCCGACCGUUGCGUUGCGCCGCCUCGCCAUGGCCUCCUACAAGGCGUCCCGGAUCAAGCGGUUCCUGGCCAAGAAGCAGAAGCAGAACCGCCCCAUCCCGCAGUGGAUCCGGAUGAAGACGGGCAACACGAUCCGCUACAACUCCAAAAGGCGGCACUGGCGGAGAACCAAGCUGGGGCUGUGAGGCGCGCGCCCUGGGCUGGGGGGCGCGCACGCGGGGUCCGGGGCUGCUGCCCGCCUCGAGGCCGUCUGUGCCCGCCAGGAGAAGAAAGCAACAAAACACCAAAAAAAAAAAUUGUUUUUUUUAAAGCCCAGAUGGUGAUGAAGAUGUUCACCGGCAGCGCUCCCCCAGCCCCCGCACCCGGGCCUCGACCCCACUGACCCCAACCCUCCCCGCCUUGGCCCCCGCCUUCGCCUCGCCCACCCCUCUGGGGAAGGGUCCCCGCGGCGGCGCCCGAGCCUCUGGCACACCCCGGCACAGCGGCGCCUCCAGCAUUGCCGCCCCUCAGCGCCCCCGCUGCCCCGCGACCCCCGACGGGGACCGUCGCCUCCAGGAGACCCCGGGGGUGUCAGCGUGCACGGAUCUAGGAAAGAUGGUAGAAAGGAGGAUACGGGGGUACGAGGGCUCCCGAAGACACCAGCCCCCCUCCUGCACGCGCUUGCGUCCGCCUGCGUGCCUGCAGAUGCGCGGAGCUCCCUGGAGAAAACGGUCAUUGCGCCACCGCCUCUAGCACCAUCGUCACUACGUGGUCCCCGCCGGAGCCGCGAGUCUAGAGGAAAGACCCUCGAAAAGUGAGAUCAAGGCUGGGGCGGGGGUACAUUCCGGGGACACUGGCCGCUUCUUUGCACUCCCCCACCUCUGCGCGCCAGCGGGCGGAGCUGAGACCUGUGAGGUGCGCACGUGCGCCCCCAGCGUGGACACCACCAGCGUGGCUCUAGGAAAGACCCCGGAAUCGAGAUGGAAGAGGGGUUCAGUUCCAGGAACACCGGCCUCUUGGCAGCCACACCCCUCAGUGCCUGCGGACGGGACCGAGACCAGUGAGAUGCGCACGUGUGUCCCCAGCGCCACCGACCCGUGUGCCCCCUGCCAGAACCACGAGUCUCGGGGCGUCUGGCUGUGCGGGUCAGGAGGCUGAGUCAGAGACACCCACACUCUAGCGGGGGCGACACCCCUUCUCCCCGGCCACCCCCGCUCUUGGAGGUGGACGGCGGGGACUCCCGACCAGACCCCCAGAUCCCCACCCCCCACCGUCUGGUCCUUCCCUGGGGAGAAAGCUGCCUGUUAUUCUCCUGUUGUUCCUAUUUGCCGGGGAGGGGGAAAUAGUUUCCUCUUGGAAUCGCUUUUUUGUUGUUGUUCUUGGGACCCCAAAAAUGAAGCUUUUUGUUUUUGAAGAAAAAUUAAAAG
Molecule: messenger RNA, 1492 nt
Organism: Sorex araneus (European shrew)
Lineage: Eukaryota; Metazoa; Chordata; Mammalia; Eulipotyphla; Soricidae
Product: 60S ribosomal protein L39-like
Exons: 1
Coding region: 116-271 (51 amino acids)
Biological process (GO): translation
Cellular component (GO): ribosome; cytosolic large ribosomal subunit
Molecular function (GO): structural constituent of ribosome
Source: RefSeq, a predicted model, not a curated record